This is a messenger RNA of Anas platyrhynchos (mallard), 1910 nucleotides long. It is a transcript of the gene METRN, whose product is annotated as meteorin, glial cell differentiation regulator. The record is from RefSeq and is a predicted model, not a curated record. NCBI's taxonomy places the organism in Eukaryota, Metazoa, Chordata, Aves, Anseriformes, Anatidae. Gene Ontology annotation, molecular function: hormone activity. Gene Ontology annotation, biological process: positive regulation of axonogenesis; glial cell differentiation.
CCCCCCCCGCGCUGCGCUCCGCGGCCACGGCCGGGGCCGCCCCGGGGCCGCCGCCGCCACCGGGAGCCCGGAGCGAGCGAUGCGGGCGCUGUGGGCGCUCUGCCUCGCCGGGCUGGCCGCGGCCCUCGGCAGCUUCUCGGCGGAUCAGUGCAGCUGGAGGGGCAGCGGCUUGUCGCAGGAGGCGGGCAGCGUGGAGCAGCUGACCCUGCGCUGCGCCGAGGGCUCCCUGGAAUGGCUGUACCCCACGGGGGCCCUGCGCCUCCGCCUGGCCCCCCGCCUGCCCCCCGCCACCGGCACCGGCAAGGGCAGGAGCCCCCGGCACGUCACCGCCUGCAUCAAACCCGCCGGCACUUUCCGGGGGGCUCAGCUCUACCUGGAGCGGGACGGGGAGCUGGAGCUGCUGCUGCCCGAAGCGGAGGCUGCCCCCCGGCCCCGCGUGCGCUGCUUCAGCUGGCUGCCCCGCGAGAAGGUGGCCCUGUUCCUGCAGGCCACCCCGCACCGCGACAUCAGCCGCCGCAUCGCCGCCUUCCGCUACGAGCUGCGGGGGGACUGGCUCGCCCGCCUGGCGCUGCCCGCCGCCAGCCUGCCCGCCGAAGGGGCGUGCCGGCCGUGCAACGACACCGAGCUCCUGAUGGCCAUUUGCACUAGUGACUUUGUGGUCCGUGGCAGCAUCCGCAGCGUCUCCAACGACGCGGAGCUGCAGGAAUCCAUCAUCGGGGUGAGCGCCAUCCGCAUCCACCGCCAGAAAUUCCCCCUCUUCCAGGCCGGGGGGCGGCCGGGGAGGGCGGCGGGCAGCAUCCGCACCCCCCUGCGCUGCGGUGUCCGGCCAGGCCCCGGCACCUUCCUCUUCACGGGGUGGCUGCAUUUCGGCGAGGCUUGGCUCAGCUGCGCGCCCCGCUACAAGGACUUCCAGCGCAUCUACGAGGGCGCCCGGCGCAGGCGGCAGAACCCCUGCGAGUUCCCCGUGGACUGAGCAUCUCGGGGAGGGGGCAGCCCCCGGUUUUGGGGCUGGGAGCAUCCCUGCUCGAGAACCCCUGGAAAAUGGUUCAUCUCGGCACUGUCCCCCCGCUCGCCCCGGGGGCAUCGCCACGUGGAGGGGACCUCUCGCCGUCCCCGGGGACGAUGGAUUUGCCAGCAAGGAUGGGCACAUAGGGACACGGGAGCACAGGAGCACGGUGCUUUGGUCUUUGCCUCAUCCUCGGGGCAGUCCCAUGAAAAUCCUGCAGGAAGGGGAGGGAUUUUCCCAGAUGCAUUCAAGUGGGCCUGGCCCUGGGGGGGAUGGGGGCUCCCUGUGGAUGAGGGCACGUGGGGACCCGCGCCCCGGGGGUGCUGUGGUCUUGGGGGUUGUGGGGACGCGGUGGGGCACGGCGGGUGGUGCAGGGGGGGCAGCUGUCCCCUGGGGGGGCUCUGCGGGUGGCAGGAGGAGAGCGGUGGCGUGGCUGGGGCACGGCGGUGAGAGCAGAAGUGUGGAAGGGGAUUGGCAACGUUGAGGGUGGAAGGGGGAGCGGGGUGAUGGCGAUGGAGAGCUUUGCCCUGGCCCUGCUGGUGACGCAGGGCAUGGGCGGGAGGGGCAGAGGAAGAGGAGCGAGGCUGAAGGAGUGAAUGUGAUGGUGAGGAGGGAGCAGAGGCAGCACGGAAGGGACUCUGGCAUGGCCACGGCUGAAGCAAAGUGUGGAGCAGAGGAGGGGGCACGGGGAUGGAAGCAGGGAGAGGUGGGGCUGUGCCACCGCCAGCGCGGGGACGUGGGGACGCGGGGAUGUGACCUCGUGGCAGCUCGCCACCCCGCCGUGCCAGGGCGCACCAGGAGGGAUUUGGGACCGUGGGGGCGCGGGGGGCAUUGUAUGUGCACUAAAGUGAUAACGAUACCAAAUUUGUGAUUUUGUUUUCUAUAAACUAAGCUGUAUUUGUGG